Molecule: messenger RNA, 2354 nt
Organism: Oncorhynchus masou masou (cherry salmon)
Lineage: Eukaryota; Metazoa; Chordata; Actinopteri; Salmoniformes; Salmonidae
Product: ubiquitin-conjugating enzyme E2 K-like
Exons: 7
Coding region: 510-1112 (200 amino acids)
Molecular function (GO): protein binding
Source: RefSeq, a predicted model, not a curated record
AACCAACCUUUCACAGACAUUCACAUGUUCUAGUAAGGUUAGUUCUGUGGCAAAAAAACAAACUGUGUUCAUAUUUCCAGCCUCAGUUACUGACAAGACUGUGCUGCAGGCAUUUUCAAGAAAGGAGCGCUGUGUUUUUGAAGAGGGGAAAGAAAGGAGAGUGAACGAAGCAGAGGAGAGAGGGGAAGAUAGAUAGAGGUAGAGAGAAAGAGAGAGGUAGUGAGAGGUAGAGAGAAAGAGAGAGAGGUAGAGAGAAAGAGAGAGAGGUAGAGAGAAAGAGAGAGAGGUAGAGAGAAAGAGAGAGAGGUAGAGAGAGAGAGGUAGAGAGAAAGAGAGAGAGGUAGAGAGAAAGAGAGAGAUAGACAGUGAUAGAGAUAUAGAGAUAUAGAGAGAAAGGGAGAGAGGAGGAUUGGAGAGUGUAACAGAAGAUAUCCACAUAGCAACGGGAGUGGACCGAGGCCCGACCAGGUGUAACAUCCCGCUACUGGACGGAGGGAGACGGCAGAGCCAUGGCGAAUAUAGCGGUCCAGAGGAUCAAACGGGAGUUCAAAGAAGUUCUGAAAAGCGAAGAGACGAGUAAAAACCAGAUCAAGGUGGAUCUGGUAGAUGAAAACUUCACAGAGCUGCGAGGAGAGAUCGCAGGACCACCAGACACGCCGUACGAAGGUGGCAGAUUUCAACUGGAAAUCAAAAUCCCAGAAACGUAUCCCUUUAACCCUCCCAAGGUGAGGUUCAUCACUAAGAUCUGGCACCCCAACAUCAGCUCAGUAACAGGAGCCAUCUGUCUGGACAUCCUCAAGGACCAGUGGGCAGCAGCGAUGACUCUGAGGACAGUACUGUUGUCCCUCCAGGCUCUUCUGGCUGCAGCGGAACCAGACGACCCCCAGGAUGCAGUAGUGGCCAAUCAGUAUAAGCAGAACCCAGAGAUGUUUACGCAGACAGCCAGGUUAUGGGGCCAUUACUACGGGGGAGCCCCUGUUCCCGGACCAGAAUACACACGGAAGAUAGACAAACUCACUGCCAUGGGCUUCGAAAAGAACGCUGUAAUCGCUGCCUUGUCUUCUAAAUCCUGGGAGGUCGAGACGGCAACAGAACUCCUCCUUAACAACUGAGACCCGGCAAGAAACCCCCCCCUGACCUCAUCUCCUUACGGUGCCCUCCGAUGCCUGCUCACCACAGCCCCCCCUCCCCCACAAUCCCUCUGACCUCAUCUCCUUACGGUGCCCUCCGAUGCCUGCUCACCACAGCCCCCCCUCCCCCACAAUCCCUCUGACCUCAUCUCCUUACGGUGCCCUCCGAUGCCUGCUCACCACAGCCCAAACGGAGCCUCGACUGGGGUUGAUGUCCUAGAGUUUCCAGCCCUGCCCGUCCAAGUCACUUCCUGGUAUCCUUUCAGCCCAACCCCCCCCCCCCCCCCACAAUCCCUUUCUUUUGGUUCUUCCCUUGAUGAACUCUUACUUUUCGUCUCUUAAGAACCCCGACGUUGAACCACUGUCACCUGGUGGAGCUAACUGGCUGAGAGAGACGGGAGGACGAGGAUUUAUCUGUAAAUAAAUAUUAGUUCUUCACAAAUACCCAGCGGAAUACUUUAUUCUUCCUGGAUAUUGUAAAAAAAAAAACACACACAACAAAAAAAAAAACGUCAACUGUGUUUCAGUUUUAGUCACGACGAGAAGGAAAGAAAUUGCCUCGCUAACUAUUUUGGUUGGCCCGACCAGGGAGUUCGUCCGAAUGUCCCGAUGAAGUGACGCCUGCGUCCCCCCCGUCACCCCCCCCCCCCAAAUCCCUCUCACGCUCCUCUUUCUCGACGAAGAAGAUACCUCUUCAUCAGCAGAGAAAACCACCGACCUUCCGGCUGGAUCUAUAUUUUAUAAAGAAAGAGGAAACAAAAGGACUCUUCCCUCUCUUCGCUGUCUUCCUGUUCCACGUUCCACUUCAGCACGAUGACGACGGAGAAGAUAAAGAACUGCACGACAGAGGAGAGACCCCCCACCCCCCCCCAUAAGGCUCUGGCCAAAAGUAGUGCACUGUAUAGGAGAUAAACAAAAUGGCAGCCUUUGUUUUCAAACUCCGUCGGGAGUUAUCAGUUUUGGAUUUGUUUUCUGAAGGAAACAGCAGCCGUCAGACCUGGGUUCAGAUGCUAUUUGAAAUCUUUCAGCUUUAGUCUGCCAGAUGGGAGGGGUUUGGAGUAUUUUAUUGGCUCGUGAAGUAAACUCAAUCUAGCACAGAAAAAGGGUUUUGAAAUGAUAUUGAGUGGUGUUUGAACCCGGGUGUGGCCGGCGUACAAUCACAUGAUUAUUUAAUGUGAGACUGUCAACGUUUACUUUUAUUAAAAAAACAACCUGGAAAAGCUA